Messenger RNA from Paramacrobiotus metropolitanus, 2537 nucleotides. RefSeq lists its product as uncharacterized. The coding region runs from base 88 to 2244 and encodes 718 amino acids. NCBI's taxonomy places the organism in Eukaryota, Metazoa, Tardigrada, Eutardigrada, Parachela, Macrobiotidae. The transcript has 4 exons. The record is from RefSeq and is a predicted model, not a curated record.
UAAAAAUCCGAAGAUAAAGAACAGCAUGAAUACAUUGUGGGUUUUUUAACCGAGAAAAUGUUUUGAGAUACACCAGGUAGCCACACCAUGGAUAACGGCGGGAUGACUUCCAAUAAGCACGUAUCUUUUCUAACACACGUAUACCGGCGUCUACGUUAUCAAGGCGCUACCCAAUGGAUAACACUGAUAUUAGCCGCAUCGUGUGUAUCGUUGUGGAUGUUUACAGCACCUUUAAAUUCAUAUUUAUACCGUGGAGAUCCCGCAUUAGCAAGACCUAGUGCACCGUCGGAAAGUGAAAAUAGUGCAGGAGAAAAUGAACUGAAUGAAAUCAGUGGCAAUAAUGGAGAGAAUAAUAACCCCGCAACUGUCUCACUGAAUGACUUCCCGGAAAUAGAAUUAGCGCCUGAGUUCACCAGUUCACGAUUCUGGGAUGGUGUCGACUGGGAUGAACCACUCGAGAUGCCGGAUCGGGUAGCGUCCAAAGUGGCAGAAAUGCCGGUGGAAACCGGUGAAGAAGAUGUUGAAAUGAAAUAUCCAAAUGGAGAGCUGCACGUAACAACGGUGUUCUACCGAGAGUCGGUGCCAAAAACCAAGAAACUUGGUGAUGUCUUGUUGUUGCAUGGGGCUCGGUUCAAUUCGGAAACUUGGGUCACCGUUGACACGACGAAGACGUUAGCGGCAAUGGGCUUCCGUGCCACCGCAAUUGAUCUUCCUGGAUUCGGCAACACCCCUGGUUCUGUUCUUUUUGGUGAUCGUGCCGUGAUGUUUAUAGAGAAUUUCUGUCAGGCACACAAAAUCACAAAGCCCAUCAUUGUGGCACCGUCCAUCGGUGGCCAGUAUGCACUACCUUAUAUCAUGGCGCGCCCGUAUAACGUUAGCGCAUUAAUCGCACUAGUGCCAACCGCACCGGAAAGGUUUACGAAAGACCAGUUCUAUCUUCUAAAGAUCCCAGUAUUACUAAUGUAUGGAUCCAAGGAUCAUAAUUUGGGAAAGCAAGUGGCCAAAGCCAUGUCCAGUAUUCCGAAUUUUCAAGUCAGGGUGAUCGAGGAAGCCCAUUCCUCUGUUUUUGUUGAUCAGCCAGAUGAAUUCCACCGGACAGUGUACACUUUUCUACGCCGGCUAGAGUUUUGGUGGCAGCGUAAUGCCAACGUAACCACCACCCCGCAUCCGGCCAUCGUUACGCCGGAAUCCGGCGAUUUGCCACCGGAAGCCACGUUAGCCCCACUGAAACCGCCACCGCCCAUCCGGGUGGAUUACGAAAAGAAGGUGAUCUACGCUGACGAACCGAUUGAUGCGACAACGAUAGCGGCUGGUGGCAUUUACAUGCAACCUUCGGGUAUGCUACCGCAGCUCAACCAAGGCAAUUUGGCCGUUGGAUAUCAACCACAAAUUGCCGUGGGUAACCCGCAGAAUCCUGCCGAAACUGUUUAUAGUAACCAACAACCGACAAGUUACGGUCAACUGCAGAGCGCGUAUGCUUAUCCGGAGCAGCAACCACCAGCGACAAAUUUCGUCAACACCGCUAACGCCAAUUACGCCAACAAUAUUCCCAGUUUUCAGAAAGCCGCAGCGCAGCAGCAAAAGGCUAUCCCCGCCAAUGUAUUGCAGAACUAUUCACAGCCGAAAGCUGCGAACGCGGUCACGCUAGUCGCGCAAGCCCAACAGCCAAAUGCACUUUAUCCACAAGUAGCAAAUCAGAAUAAGCCUCUGUUACCCGCAAACACCAAUAUUCCUUCCGGACCCAAUCCAUCAUACAAUGUUUUACAAGGCGCGGUCUCCAGUUCCAUUGCCCAGAAAAAACCGAUUCCUGCGGAUUAUCCUACCGGUGGGUUUCCUCCACCAGACCUAAUCAAAGAUACGGCUAUUCGCAAUGCCGCAACACCAUCGAUUCUAGCCGGGAUGAGUGAGCAACAGUUCAAGACAUUCCAGGAAGCAGCCGCCAAGCAGGCGGUCAUUCCACCGGAAAGUAUCCCCGACAUUCGCCCCGUUCCACCAUAUGAAGCCACUAAGGAAAUCCACCGCGAUAAACUGUCGGGCAACGUUAACCCACCCGUGAAUCUCAUUAACGGAAAAGCACCGCAGGCGUUUUCGGGUGAUGUGGGACAGCCCGUUUCUAUGCUCGAUGGAAAUGACCAGGCUGUUCUGAAUAAGCAGGCAAGCGACCUUGUUCCGUACCCGACCGGAAGUAAGAUGGAAACUGCUCAGCAACCGCAAAUAAUAACUGGCAAUAUGCGAUCCAUCUGAACAAUAAACUCUGGUACCCAGAAGGACUACUGAUAUACCUAAGCCAGUUGUGAAUUCGACUAAAAAGCAGAUACUGAAAUUUCCCGGUUGCAGUAUAUGUUGCAGGUGCACUGAAAUUCGUCAGGGUUGUGUUCAUGGCACAUGCCUCCCACUUAUUGUCCAAGCAUUACGAUUCAGUACUUGUCCAUGUUGGUGAUUUAAAACCUUUCUCAAGCGACAAUUUUGUACAUACGAUUUUAAUUAAUAAUCUUGUUUUAUGGAGUCUCAGUGUUGUUUUGCAUCAUAAAACCAAU